This is a messenger RNA of Aspergillus calidoustus, 993 nucleotides long. The record is from the annotation of a GenBank genome assembly. NCBI's taxonomy places the organism in Eukaryota, Fungi, Ascomycota, Eurotiomycetes, Eurotiales, Aspergillaceae.
AUGCGUAUCCCCUUGAGCCUGUUUCGUUUCGCGGUAGGCAUCGCGCUGGCGGUGCCUGUUGUCGCUGCAGCCAGGAAGCCGAAUCACAACACCUCCCGAGAGUACUUAUCAAGCGUUGUCACCCAGGUUCUGGAUUCUAUCAGGCUUCAAGACGCAAGCACACUGCCGCUGGCAACAAUCUACAAGGCGACCGAGAACUCGCACCCAUCAUCGCCUGCCAUGAUGACAGCAUGGCGUACCAUCACCAAGGUUGAAUCGCCCGCCAUGCUCGCAAUCGACACCGUGCAAAAUUCAGCGUAUUUUAUCUCCGCUAUUCGUGAAGGUAGCAAAACAGAAUCAAUCCUCCGAGGUCGAGUCAAGGUGGUGGACCAGCAAAUUACCGAGCUGGAACUAUUUAUUAACCGCUCUCGUGGCGAUGACGGCUUUGCCUUCUCGGCCGAGGAACUUGAUGACAACUACAAGCUUCUGAUGUCACCGCCGGCAGAACGAAAGAAAGCGAGCCGCGCAACAUUGGAAGCUCUAGGCGUGGCACUUUGGGAUCCAUAUAGUAACUUCACCGCCGCUGUCAGUGACACCUGUCAGUUCACCGAAGUGGGCUGGAGUGUCGUCGAUACCGGGACCUACGGAAACGGCUCGACCGACGCGCUUGGGUGCAGCUGGGAUUCUACGAGGCCCUACGAUCCGGAUGCACGAGCCAACCUGGUUGUCGACGAAGAACUGGGAUUUGUUGUUGCCAGUGGCAUGGUCCAGGGUAAAGUCUAUCCAUACUACGGCAACAUCUCCACUUUCAUCCCCGACUCCAUGCACACGCAGCAGGAAGCGCAGGAAGUAUGGAUCGACUGGGUGAAGGGGCAAGGCAAUGUAACGCUGCUGACUCCCACUGAAGCUACCGGUGAAAACCUGGAAGUUGUCCAGUACUAUAACGAUGAGCUCCAGGCCUUACAGUUGCAUGUCUUUCUUACCGGUCCAAAUAUGACAUCGGCCUGGCUGUAG